Messenger RNA from Durusdinium trenchii, 1305 nucleotides. Lineage: Eukaryota; Dinophyceae; Suessiales; Symbiodiniaceae. The record is from the annotation of a GenBank genome assembly.
AUGUCUCCGGAUGAAGGCCCAGAUCAGAAACGUCGCCGACUCGACGCAGCAAUCGAUGACUCCCUGGAGGACUACACUCCCUCAGAGCCAGCGGAACCUACUGAUGAAGUUGACACUUCGGGAAAUCCAUCGUUCCCAGCCGCUGCUCCUGCUGCCUCCACGGCUCCUGAACCUCCAGAACAUCCAGCAGUACCAGAACACCUUUUACCGGCUGUUCCUGAACACCUGGAUGAGACGUCCGAUCAGCCGGAACCUUCGAUUGAGCCUGAGCCUCCAAGUGUUCCUGCAACUCCGAUGAACCUUGACCCGGCAGAUCUUCCAGUGCCCUUGGAGAAACUUGAUGAUGUCAGAGUCACCAUCUUUCGUGAGCCAGGACAAGAACCUUCGGCGACCACCGACCACUUCAAGACGGAGAACGUGUUCAAGAGACACUCCAAAGAAGCCGCCAAAGGUCUACCUCCAAAGUGGGUUGGAUGCACGAUCUUUCAGAUCAAUGCCGUGACUCGCAUGGAACUUGGAAUGACUGCAACCUUGUCCUCUAGCUCUCCCACAUCCGUGAAGCCCAUCCGAAAGGCCGCUCAGCACAUGAAGAACCAGCAGCUCCGACACAUCAAGAAAGAGAAAAGCAAGUCGGAAAUCAAAGAAAAGAACCUCACACAAGCAGAACAACAGCUAAGACUGACACAGGAAGGGUGGACACCACAUGACCUUGAUCCAUGCCUUUUUGUACUUCAUCAUCAUCAUGAAGAUGGCUCCUCUGUUCCUUGUGGCCUGAUAGCACUUCACGUGGACGACAUGCUUGGAGCUGGUGACCGCGGCUGUGCCACCUACAUCGCAGCUGAACGACGCCUGAAAGAAGUUUUUGAGUUUAGAAGUUGGCAAGAAGAUCAUGAACCCAUGGAGUAUUGCGGUGUGAUCCACAACCGAAAAGACUUCACCUGGAACCUGUCACAAAGCCACUUCUUGCACAAAGAAGAGUCGAGCCUUGAGGAUGAGAAUGCCUUGCAGGAUGAAGAAUGGUCCAUUUUGACCUAUUUGUUCCUCUUCAUCCUCUUCACCACCCUCGUUGUGAGCUACCUGACCUACAAGCUGGGCAGAUUUCAUGAACACCGCCGACAGGUAAACGACCUAAAGGUCAAGUUGAGGGUGACCCAAGCUCGAAAUGAACGACACUUCGACAGUGCGUUGGAUGACCAAUGCCUGUUCUUCGACCGCCGCAUCUCCCAGCUGGAAAACGAUUUGGUGAAGGCUGCUGAGGCCAAUGCGGAAACCCGCCGGCAUCACAACGAGAUGAUAGAACAAUGA